Molecule: messenger RNA, 3384 nt
Organism: Aedes aegypti (yellow fever mosquito)
Lineage: Eukaryota; Metazoa; Arthropoda; Insecta; Diptera; Culicidae
Product: vesicle-associated membrane protein/synaptobrevin-binding protein-like
Exons: 5
Coding region: 664-1524 (286 amino acids)
Biological process (GO): endoplasmic reticulum membrane organization
Cellular component (GO): plasma membrane; endoplasmic reticulum membrane
Molecular function (GO): FFAT motif binding
Source: RefSeq, a predicted model, not a curated record
GGGCGAAAACCAGCAGUUUGUGUAACCGCAACGUCAAAACCGCGACGGCGACGGACGAACAGAAAAGAAAAAAAGAAAGAGCCGAAUUCGGUCGAAGAGAGUGACGAAAGCGAAACCGGGGCGUGAAAAUUGAUUUUUCCCAAGUGUUAUCCUAAGAAAAGGAAUCCAAUUCGGGGUGUUGUUUCCCUGGGAGUUCCGGCAAUAUCGACGACGGAAGGUAACGGGUUUCGCGGUUACGUGGGAGCCCAGAUUCGAUUUUCGGGACGCGAGAGCGAAGAAGAUUCCGUGGUUUUAUAGAUUUUUCGCGUAACCAGUGGGCAGCCGAGCAGCGAAGAGAAGAGUGACGGAAGGGAAGUCGAGGAAAGUGUGCUGGAAGAAGUGCGUUUUGUGUUUGCCUCUGUGAGUGGAGUGUUUUAUCGAUCCAUUUAGGAUUUUCUGCCUAUUCUCUUUCCGGAUCGGAUUUCGAACGGAAAGUGGUGUUGUGUGUACAGAGAAGGUUUUCUCCGGAAGAAAAGCAAUCAUCCCCCGGGGUUGAAGUGGAAUAAGAUUUUGUUUAGAGCGCGGAGCGGAAUUUACAUCAUCCAGUAAUAAUCCUGACGGGAGCAAAAAUACACCCAUCAUAACUAAUCAGUAGGAGCUUCAGGAAUAGCAGCAGCAGCAAAGAUGUCGAAUAAACCAGCGCAAUUGCUUGUUAUCGAGCCUGCGAACGAGCUGAAAUUCGUAGGACCAUUCUGCACAGCUGUCUCAUCCUAUAUGCGAUUGACGAACCCGACGGAGCAUGUCAUCUUGUUCAAAAUCAAAACAACCGCGCCUAAGAAAUACUGUGUGCGUCCAAACUGUGGAGUCCUAGAACCAAAGACCACGAUCGAAAUUGCAAUUAUCCUUCAACCAUUCAUCUUCGAUGCGGCCGAAAAGAACAAACACAAGUUCAUGGUGCAGUCGAUGAUCAUGCCGGAAGGCGACGUCAGCACCGAACAGCUAUGGAAGGAUGUCAGCCCGGAUGACCUUAUGGACUCUAAACUGCGGUGUGUAUUCGAGUUGCCGGCCGAGACAAAUCAGACCGCACCGGGGGCGCCAAUCACGGCUACUAGCACUACUACCAGUCAGUCAGCUAACGCUACACCGAAUAAGAACGAAUCGGGUGUGCCAGUGGCAGAUACACAGUACGGUGGCAGUGGCGUUAGUAACGAAGAAGACAAGGACGGAUUGAUGCAGGAAGUGAAGAAACUGCGGGAAUCUGAAUGUUCCUUACGUCACGAGAAUCUGAUGCUAAAGGAAAAACUGCUCCGAAUGCGACUAGACUUGGAAAACAGCGCCAAGGAACAACAACAGCAAUCGUCGGUUUCCAGCGGACUGGGAUCGGGUGGUUCACCCUCGUCUGUAUCGGCAGCGGCGGCGGCCCAGUACCAGAACCCGUACAGCCCGCCCCAGCUGGCCAACCAGCAGCAGAUGCCGAUCGUGUACGUGGCCGUCGCGAUUGCCAUGGCCAUAUUUGGGCUUAUUCUGGGAAAGUUUGUGCUCUGAACACUGAACGACACCGGAAGCGGAAGUGGCAGUGGUGUGAGCUCUAACAACAGCGACGGCAAUGAUAAUAAGUUGAAUAAUUGAGUUCAGAGUGUAGUAGCAUAUAACAACAUAAGGCAAACCAGAAGAAGAUGAGAAACUAUUUAAAGGCAUAUAGGUUGGGAAUUGGGAUGGGUGAAAAACACACGAGAGAAAAAUAAACUUAUAUGAGGGACAAAACCAUGCAUGUAGGCGUAAUUAAUUGAACACUAAAUAAGGUACAGUGGAGUAAGCGACAAAAGAGAGCAAAAUCCGUAAUAACGAUAGUGACUCCUGUAGUUGUUAAAUUUUUGGGAUCGUGUUUUUCGCUUAACCUACUCUACUUUGAGGAAUAUAGGAAACCGGUAUGGCAUUCAUUGUACUACCAACAAUAAAAUGAAACAAACACAAAAUCAGUUCUCGCUGUAACGGAAACCCUAGCAGUUGAAACAAGUAAAUAAGCCCUAAAUGGUUAAAAUGAAGAUAAAUAUACAAAAAAGAACAAUGAAAUCAAUGUGAAGCUGAACUAAAACUAGAAUAACUCGAAAAGAAAAAAAAAACAUUCGCGAAAGAGAACAAAAAGCAACUGUUAAAACAAAAACUAAAUCAAACAUCGUCUGCCAGUGGCAGGUUCCAUGGACAAAAAGAUAAAACAUUAUGAAAACGUAUUUAUCCUAAAAUUAAAAGAUACAAAAAAAAACAAAAUUGCCAGAUGAAAGCAAGUUACAGGAAAUGAGAGAGUGAUGAGUUAUCGGAUUUUCUCUUGUUGCUAAUUUUUACCAUCAACUAAUUGAGUCAACUUUCAUUUGGAAGCAAUUGAAAAACGUAAAACAACAACACUCACAUAUAAACAAACACACGCAUUACCAAGAUGCUCUCGCUUAGACGUAGAUUUAUUAAAGAAACAAAAGCAAGAUAAUGGAGCUGUUAAGUCAUCCCACAGUUAGGGCGAAUGUUUCCUAUAGCGGAAAUUAUGAAGGAAACGUACGCGCUAGAAUUUCCUCUCGCCCAACAGGACGACGCGAGGGGAAGUGGUGUUAAGGAUGAACCCGCGCAAUCCGAAGUUUUGAGAUGAAGAAUCAUUAUUACCAACUAAACUACCAUGCCACGCUAUUCAAUUUAUUCGUUCGUUACGCGCUGGCACCGGACGGGGAAAGACAACAAAAAAAUCGUGUCGUGUAGUGAUUUGAAAUUUUUCAAACAGCGAAAGCCCUUCUCUAGAGGAUAAGAUUACCAACUAAACACACUACCGACUACUACGAAUAGAAAACUAGAAUGGAGAAUACAACCAAUAGAACUGGCGAUCGAAAAAGGGGGUAGAGAGCAAGAGCCGUACAUAUUUGUUACGUUUAUAGGUUGACCGCAGAAACGUCUUCUAUAACCAGUUUAGGAUGCAUACCUUUACGCUUUUCUGUGCUAAGUGAGCUACUACAGAGAUCACUCUGAAUGACCUGUUAAAAGUGCGGUUUAAUUUUUUUUGUUUAAGAUUAAGUCGAUUGAUUUUUUUGGGAAACGCGAUAUACCAGAAAGGGGGUGGAUUGGUUCGGUGAAACCAUUUCGAGUGUACCGGGAGGGAUAGGAAGAAAACAUAACAACCCAAAAUAUAGAUUGUGCACUAGGGAAAGGAAUCAUUUAUUAUUCAUAGAACUAACAAUCGAAUCGAACACUACAAAAAUACAACUGUUUGGAGCGCAGCUUGAACGCAGAACAAAAUGAGGCAGUUUCUUUCCUAAUUUUUUGAAAUGUAAUGCAAUAACAAACUGGAAGCGCCUAGGUUUCCUUGUCGGUGUUGCUCUGCUAAAACAGCACAAGACGAGCGCUCCUUGUCGAUGCAAAAAAAAA